This is a messenger RNA of Myxozyma melibiosi, 1783 nucleotides long. RefSeq lists its product as uncharacterized. The record is from RefSeq and is a predicted model, not a curated record. Gene Ontology annotation, molecular function: phospholipid binding; clathrin binding. Bases 113 to 1504 code for a protein of 463 amino acids. The transcript is spliced from 5 exons. Gene Ontology annotation, biological process: endocytosis; actin filament organization. Gene Ontology annotation, cellular component: plasma membrane; endosome; clathrin vesicle coat. Lineage: Eukaryota; Fungi; Ascomycota; Lipomycetes; Lipomycetales; Lipomycetaceae.
CCAAUUUCUUAUCCGGAUCACAAUACGCUCUCUCGCUAUUACUGCUUCUUUCUUUCCCUUUCCCUUUUUCUUCUUUCUCUAGACAGAACCGUCUGUCUGCGAGCAUACAGUCAUGUCGAAGUCAAUUGUUCGUUCGAUCAAGAACGUAACCAGCGGAUACACCUCCGCCCAGGUCAAAGUUCGCAAUGCUACAAGUAAUGACGCGUGGGGCCCAAGUGGCGCCGAGAUGGACGAAAUUGCGCAGCUCACAUUCGACCAAGAACAACUCUUCGAGAUCAUGGAAAUCAUUGAUCGCCGACUCAACGAUAAAGGAAAGAACUGGCGUCACGUUCUAAAGGCUCUCAUUCUUUUAGACUACUGCCUUCAUGUUGGCUCGGAGAACGUCGUCCGAUGGUCCAAAGACAACCUCUACAUCAUCAAAACCCUCCGAGAAUUUCAGUAUAUCGACGAAGAGGAUCACGAUCAGGGACUAACAAUUCGAACAAAAGCAAAGGAGCUUACCGCUCUCCUCCACGACGACGACCGCAUCCGUACUGAACGAGCUAACCGCAAUCACAUGCGCGAGCGCCUUGCGAAGGCAGACGACGUGCUCGGAUACGAAGGCGGCUCACGCCGACGACGGGAGCGAGACGACAGCGGACGCAGCACUCCCAGCUCUCGCAGCGGUGGUCGAUCGCGACGCAACACAGUCGACAGACGUGAAGAAGAUGACCUCAAACUUGCAAUUGAGGAAAGCAAGGAGACAGCGCGACGGGAAGAGCAACGACGGAUCGCUCGGGCAUCCGGCGAGAUCGGAUUCGGUGUCACUCGGACUGAUCAGCAACACCAAUCCUCGGGAGCCAGACCAACCACCCAGCGACAGGACUCUGGCCCCAACCUCAUCGAGCUCGAAGAACCCCAGCAACUGCAGCAGCAACAGUACCUCUCUGUCAUCCAAACCGGCGCUUCACCCCAAUACACCGGCGCGUUUUCUCCCGUCGGAGCUAUCUCCCCGAUUGGCGCUGUGUCUCCUCAGUAUACUGGCAUGACCCAGCAGUACACUGGAUACCAGCAGCCUCAACAGCAACAGCAACUACAGACCGGCUACCAGCAACAAUUCCAGCAACCGACAGGUCUGCAGCAGUAUCCGCAGCAGACUGGUGUCCAGAUGCAGCAGACAGGUCUGAUGCAGCAACCAACCGGCAUGCAGAUGCCCCAGUCUACAGGCAUGCAACAACCACAGGCCACAGGUUAUGGUUAUUCCCAGCAACAGCAAUACCGCCCGUCGCCGCUUUCAUCUGACUUCACCGGUGUGGGCUUCGGAGGAUACUCCAGCCAGCAGCAACAGCCGAAUGCAAUGCAGUCUAUCCAGCAACAGCAAACGGCAUACCCUGGUCAAUUCCAAACAAUGCAGGGUACAGGUAUGCUGCAACAGCAGCAAACUCAGAGCGCGUACCAGCCUUCAGUGAGCUCGCCGCUCGCCGCUCAGCCCACUGGCCGGAACAACCCGUUCCGGCAAGCAUAGAGAUCACUGCUAGAUAGUGUUUUUUUGUACAUUUCCCGAUUGUCUGUUUUCAUGUAUUUUCUAAGUUCGAUUGGUGACGUCAUUCAUUGAUUCUUAUUGCUAUUUCAAUCCUUAUUGCUUCCGAUCGCUCUCUUUUAGGGACUUUGUUUUGGCUUGUUUUUGGUAAUUGUUUAUUGUUGAGAAAGUGGGGAGUUUCGAGUUAGAAUAGAGCUUGACAGUCAAUGUCUUAUUGUCUUAUAUGGAAGCCACUGAAGAUUAUAUUACCGAUUAUCAACAAAU